AUGCAUCCACCAGCCACAUUCGCCGACAAACCAGAAACAUACCAAGCCACACUCAAAAGCCUUUUCCACGGCAAUCCUGAGGACACCGAGGCAGAUCUCUCGAAAAUCUUUACUCCUUCAUUCAAAUUCGAGGCCGGUCCUGAGAAAUAUGACUUCGCCGGCUUCGUAGCGCACAUGCGUCGCUUGCGCGAAAUGAAGCUAGAUGUCGAUCUCACGACGGUGCAGUUCUUGCGUGAUGGGAAUCAGCUGGCGGAGCGCCAUACGUCGGUAACAACGCUGCAGGAUGGCAAGGAGCUAUCAGCUGAGACAUUCAUGUUUGCAGAGAUUGCAGAGGAUGGGAGGAUCAGUUGGAUUAUUGAAGCUGUUCAGUCAAGGGCGUAG
Messenger RNA from Trichoderma virens Gv29-8, 381 nucleotides. RefSeq lists its product as uncharacterized. The record is from RefSeq and is a predicted model, not a curated record. Lineage: Eukaryota; Fungi; Ascomycota; Sordariomycetes; Hypocreales; Hypocreaceae. Bases 1 to 381 code for a protein of 126 amino acids. The transcript has a single exon.